GGCCGGGGCUAUAAGUGGGCGGCGUGGGCAACGUCGUUCUGCUCCUCUUUCCCGAGGGUUCCGCCGUUAUACUCAGAGAAUCGUCUGGGCUGCGGUUUAACACUAAUCGGGAGCUGACUCUUCGGACUCCUGCACUACCCUCUGUUACAGCGAGCGGACCGCUCCUGGCCCUUCCUCCUGGAGUAUCCAGAGGCCUUCGAGAAGUGAAGACAGCUCUACUGCUCUACAGAGGAGUGGGGUCAUUUCAGCCAUGAAGCCUGUGUUGAACCUCUAUCUCUUAGGUGUGGUGCUGACCCUGCUCUCCAUCUUCGUUAGACUAAUGGAGUCCCUGGGAGGCAUACUGGAGAGCCCAUUGCCUAGGAGCUCCUGGACCACCAGAGGUCAACCAGCCAGCACAGAGCCCGAGGGCGUUCCAGACAAUCCAUCCAGAGGGGUGUGAUAAGACCUCUCUCCACCAGCUGUAAUCUUGGAACACUGGCCUAAACACAUCCAGGCAGUUGUCUAGUUGCUGGGCAGGAAAGCUCAGAACAUCAGUGUUACCAGAACUGUUAACAGGCUCUUGAAGGGCCUCUCCAUCUGGAUGUUCCUUGCCCUGGAAAAAGGGCCUAAUAUACAGGUGUGAAUGGAUUGCCUAUGACUGCAAUGGAAUGAUGUCACGCUCUCCCCAGGGUCUGCUGUACGCUCUGGUGUCCUUGGCAACAUGGCUCUGAUGCCUCUUAGAUAGGGACUUGCGCUUCAUAUUCAGCAGUUGGGAGAUGGUGUCGUUUUCAUCUCUGCGUUGUCAACAUCUGCCAAGAGUUCCUUGGGGCUUGGGUGUCUUGUGGUCAGUUUAUGUGGAGGUCAGCUUCUCUCCCAUGAGAGCUUGUCUGUGUGUGGACAGUAGUUGAAGUGUGGUGUAUGGGUUGGCUGUAGGGAGGGGGAUGAUGAAAUAGUCAAGUGUCCACCUCUCAUUGUUUCACAUGGUAAAGUACUUUCUCCAACACAGCAUGUAUGCAUGUAUAUUGAUCGGAAGGGGGCAGUGGGAUGACAAAGCCCGCUCAAGAUGCCAUUAUGGCCACCAUGUGGCUUAAAUGAAAUUUUCUAAUGAAAUAAAAAUUGAAU
Molecule: messenger RNA, 1101 nt
Organism: Neomonachus schauinslandi (Hawaiian monk seal)
Lineage: Eukaryota; Metazoa; Chordata; Mammalia; Carnivora; Phocidae
Gene: HILPDA
Product: hypoxia inducible lipid droplet associated
Biological process (GO): positive regulation of cytokine production; positive regulation of lipid storage; autocrine signaling
Cellular component (GO): lipid droplet
Source: RefSeq, a predicted model, not a curated record